GGGACUCUAGGCCGGAGGUUUUGUUGUGAGGGUCGGUUGUCAAGCAGCGACCAAUCAGGGCAAAGGAUGGAGGCAAGUGGGGGUCGCGCCUGGAGGGAAGCCUUGGCCUCUAGAGCUACAGCUGCAGCCCAGUGUUGAGCUGAGAUGGCCCAAGCCUGACAUUCCAUGAUCUGGGAUCCUGACCUAUGUGUACAGGCUGCUGCUUGGUAGCGGAUGAUCUAAACCACCAGGCAGUCCUGGGCCAGGAGAGGAGGACUCUCUGCCUGGAUGUGUGGGAACUCCCUGCCAACUUGAUUGUCGGAUCUGGGGGGGAUCCACCCCCACCCCACAGAGAAAGCACAAUCUGUUUUGUGGGUGGGGUCUCAGGUGCCACCCCCCUGAAGCAUGGCCACCCCUGUGGUCACCAAGACUGCCUGGAAGUUACAAGAGAUCGUCGCCCAUGCCAGCAAUGUGUCCUCCUUGGUGCUGGGCAAGGCCUCAGGACGGCUACUGGCCACUGGUGGGGAUGACUGCCGUGUCAACCUGUGGUCCAUAAACAAGCCUAACUGCAUCAUGAGCCUGACAGGUCACACAUCCCCUGUGGAAAGUGUCCGCCUCAACACUCCUGAGGAGCUCAUCGUAGCUGGUUCCCAGUCAGGCUCCAUCCGCGUCUGGGACCUGGAAGCUGCUAAAAUUCUCCGAACACUCAUGGGCCACAAAGCCAACAUCUGCAGCCUGGAUUUCCACCCCUAUGGUGAAUUUGUGGCCUCAGGUUCCCAGGACACAAACAUCAAGCUCUGGGACAUCAGGAGGAAAGGCUGUGUUUUCCGAUAUAGGGGGCAUAGCCAGGCUGUGCGGUGUCUCCGGUUCAGCCCUGAUGGGAAGUGGCUGGCAUCAGCAGCAGAUGACCACACAGUGAAGCUUUGGGAUCUGACGGCUGGCAAGAUGAUGUCCGAGUUCCCGGGUCAUACAGGGCCUGUCAACGUGGUAGAGUUUCACCCCAAUGAAUAUCUCCUAGCCUCUGGCAGCUCUGACAGGACAAUCCGCUUCUGGGACCUGGAGAAGUUCCAGGUGGUGAGCUGCAUUGAAGGGGAGCCAGGGCCUGUCAGGAGUGUCCUCUUCAACCCCGAUGGCUGCUGCUUAUACAGCGGCUGCCAGGACUCGCUGCGUGUCUAUGGCUGGGAACCUGAGCGCUGCUUUGAUGUGGUCCUUGUCAACUGGGGCAAGGUGGCUGACCUGGCCAUCUGCAAUGACCAGCUGAUAGGUGUGGCUUUCUCCCAGAGUAAUGUCUCCUCUUAUGUGGUGGACCUGACGAGAGUCACCAGGACGGGAACUGUGACCCAGGACCCUGUGCAGGCUAGCCAGCCUCUGACACAACAGACCCCUAACCCUGGUGUCUCCCUCCGACGCAUCUACGAGCGGCCUAGCACGACCUGCAGCAAGCCUCAGAGGGUAAAGCACAACUCAGAGAGCGAGCGGCGCAGCCCCAGCAGCGAAGAUGACAGGGACGAGCGUGAGUCCCGGGCCGAGAUCCAGAAUGCGGAGGACUACAAUGAGAUCUUCCAGCCCAAGAACAGCAUCAGUCGGACACCACCCCGGAGAAGUGAACCCUUCCCAGCGCCCCCAGAAGAUGACACAGCCACAGCAAAGGAAGCCUCAAAGCCCAGCCCAGCCAUGGAUGUGCAGUUGCCGGUGCCAAAUCUUGAGGUCCCAGCACGACCGUCAGUCAUGACUUCCACUCCUGCACCCAAGGGUGAACCUGUCAUCAUCCCUGCCACUCGGAAUGAGCCCAUUGGCCUAAAGGCCUCAGACUUCUUGCCUGCCGUGAAGGUCCCCCAGCAGGCAGAGCUGGUGGAUGAGGAUGCCAUGUCACAGAUUCGCAAAGGCCAUGACACCAUGUGUGUGGUGCUCACCAGCCGCCACAAGAACCUGGACACUGUACGAGCCGUGUGGACUACAGGAGAUAUCAAGACAUCAGUGGACUCCGCAGUAGCCAUCAAUGACCUGUCUGUGGUAGUGGACCUCUUGAACAUUGUCAACCAGAAAGCUUCCCUGUGGAAGCUGGACCUGUGCACCACAGUGCUGCCCCAGAUUGAGAAACUUCUGCAGAGCAAAUAUGAGAGCUAUGUCCAGACCGGGUGCACCUCCCUGAAGCUGAUCCUGCAGCGGUUCCUACCCCUCAUCACUGACAUUUUGGCAGCCCCGCCCUCUGUGGGUGUGGACAUCAGCCGAGAGGAGAGGUUGCACAAGUGUCGACUCUGCUUCAAACAACUCAAGAGCAUCAGUGGCCUCGUCAAGAGCAAAUCGGGUUUGAGUGGCCGCCACGGCAGUGCCUUCCGUGAGCUGCACCUACUCAUGGCCAGCUUGGACUGAGGAGCUCAUGGUGGGAGCGCUAGCAGCCCUCACUGGUUUGGCCUCACACUCUAGUAGUCGGCUGUAGGCCCAUGAGCCUCAGCCUGGCCUCCACUCUUGCCCUGCUGGCCAUCCUGGAGGCAUGGCUGUCAGCCUACUGACCACCUCCUCGGUUGUGGACUCAAGCUCCUCUCCGGCAGCAGCUACAGACUUGCACAGCCCUUGCUUCUCAGGGCAACUCCAGUCUCGGAGCUGCUGCUGUAAAUUAUCAGGCAGAUUUAUUAAAUUUAUAACUGUUCCUGACUUCCUUGUGAGAGGGAUAUCCACUGGCUCUCCCAGGCACACUAUGGCCUGCCUAGAGAUCUCUGGAAGCUGAGACUGCCUACUCCAAGCCCCAGUGCAGCCUCCAGCUGUGACCAGCAGGGGACAGCAGAGCGCCAGGCACGAAGCAAAGGGCUGCCUGCUUGGCUUCACUUGGAGAAAGGGAAGCGGAACAGAUGAGGCCAUAGAUGUCUUAGCCACACUCCCAAUUGUCUUUGGGUAGGUUGGCCAAGAGCCUGUCAUCGCCCUCCCUCUGGCCUCUGGAUGCCAUCAGAGACUAGACCACGAUGGUUAUAUGACCUUGGAAGACUCUAGAAUGGUUUUCACAGCCCAUGGGAAACUACCUCUGUGCUUGCUCACAUCCCGAGAGUCUGCCCUUCAGAGCAGCUGUUGAUGCAAGAAGGGAGGAGCCCUUGUGGCCCUGUUCUCCAGGGCUGGGACCAGGCACGAACACGUUCGUAGUGAGUGGGGCCAUUACCAGUUACAGUUCCAUAGACUUGGAGGAAAGGCCGGCACAGGAUGAGCAAUGCAGCUGCCAAACCUGACAGGUCUUUGAAGCCUUAGUUUUCCUUCUGUAACAUGAAGUGAUACCGUAAUGGGAUGGGAUGGUUAUAGGCACACGGGGUGCUUCAAAGGGGAGACCAAAAUGAUAGCAAAGGCAUGGGGGAGACAUUGUCUUCAGUGGUAACAUCUGGAGUCUGCAUGGUCAGCCAGCAGUGGGGAGCAACAGAAUAUGCAGUGUCCUCUCUCCAUGCUCUAUCCACAGGGACGCCUAGUACCAACGAUCAGAUUAUGCUUGUGUAAAAAGACAUUCAUUUUAAUAAGUAAAAAUGGCUAAGCUUCCAAAAGUUCUUAAAUAGGAUUUGGGGAGAGGAACAUGUUGAGAGUCAGUGGGCAGGGAGAGUGCCUGGUGUCAGGCAGAUAAACAGGACCCAGCCCUUCCACACUGGCCUCUGCCAGCCAUAAAUAUAGCCCAGACCCUUGACAGGAUGAGGACUUGUAUGUACACCUAGGAACAUUAUAUACAUGCCCCGUGAGGGCUCCCCUCCUCAGGAGGGUACAUAGAGAUGCUCUUGCUCUCCCCUGGCCCCCAGCUGGCUCCUCAAGCCUUCUCCACUAGUAGAGAACACACAGCCCAGGGGCCAGGUGGAGAAGGAGGGCCCACCCCACUGCAAGGGCAGAGUACCAUCCCUGCCCUUCCAGAAGCCCCAUGCUUGGGUGCCCAGAGCCACACAGAGACUCGCUUCCUUCUGAACAUGUUUCUCAUCUCUGAGGAGAGGCAGGGCGGGAGAGCCUCCAUCUCCUGCAUUCAUGGUGGGUGUUAGAGCAGGUAGCCGGGCCCAGGUCCAGGCCUGGCAGCGUGGCA
Messenger RNA from Arvicanthis niloticus (Nile rat), 4018 nucleotides. RefSeq names its product katanin regulatory subunit B1 (gene Katnb1). Gene Ontology annotation, molecular function: microtubule binding. The record is from RefSeq and is a predicted model, not a curated record. Gene Ontology annotation, biological process: microtubule depolymerization; microtubule severing. Lineage: Eukaryota; Metazoa; Chordata; Mammalia; Rodentia; Muridae. Gene Ontology annotation, cellular component: katanin complex.